CCCAACUCGGCGGCGGCGGCGGCGGCGGCAACCCGGCCUCAACCUCGCGUGCGCAACUCUUUCUCUCUCUCACACACACACACACUCACAUAGACACACACACCCCGAGACGCACGCAGCGCAGUCAGGCAGUGGCACUCGCAGCGCAGCCACGGCCGCUCCACCAGGCAUGGCACAGGGCUCUCCCUCACUAUGGCAGCCGCGCGACACAGCACUCUCGACUUCCUGCUCAGCGCCACAGCUGACUGUAAUGCCGUUUUUAAAAGUCUACAGCCCAUCUUCCAAAAGCAGGGAAUGACAGAGACAUUCUGUCACAAUUGGGAAGACCAUGGUUACCUAGCAACAUACGUUAAUAAAAAUGGCAGUUUUGCCAAUCUGAGAAUUUAUCCCCAUGGGUUGGUGUUGGUUGAUGUACAAAACUACAGUGAUUUGAAUGGAAGAGAAGAAACAGAACAGCUUUUAAACAAGGUAGAAGAAAGAAUGAAAGAACUGUUUCACGGAAAUAUCAAAAGGGUAAAAAGGUUACCAGGCAUUGUGAGAGGAGAUGCCAUUGAUAGAUACUGGCCUACAGCAGAUGGACGAUUGGUGGAAUAUGACAUAGAUGAAGUUGUCUAUGAUGAAGAAUCAGCUUACCAGAAUAUUAAAAUAUUACACUCAAAACAAUUUGGAAAUAUUCUUAUCCUCAGUGGGGAUGUUAAUUUGGCAGAGAGUGAUUUGGCAUAUACUCAAGCUAUAAUGGGCAGUGGGAAAGAAGACUACACUGACAAAGAAGUACUUAUUCUUGGAGGUGGUGAUGGGGGAAUAUUGUAUGAAAUAGUCAAACUGAAACCAAAGAUGGUCACCAUGGUAGAGAUUGACCAAAUGGUGAUUGACGGGUGCCGGAAAUACAUGCGCAAAACCUGUGGAGAUGUCUUGGACAAUCUGAAGGGAGAAUGCUAUCAGGUUCUAAUUGAAGAUUGUAUUCCAGUAUUGAAGAGGUAUGCCAAAGAAGAAAGGAUGUUUGAUUAUGUAAUUAAUGACUUGACAGCUGUUCCAAUCUCCACAUCUCCAGAAGAAGAUUCCACAUGGGAGUUUCUGCGGAUGAUUUUAGACCUUUCAAUGAAAGUCUUGAAACCUGAUGGAAAAUACUUCACGCAGGGAAAUUGUGUCAAUCUGACUGAAGCCUUGACUCUGUACGAAGAACAACUUGGCAGGCUUUACUGUCCUGUGGAAUUCUCAAAGGAAGUUGUAUGUGUCCCUUCAUAUAUGGAACUAUGGGUAUUUUAUACUAUUUGGAAGAAGUCUGAGGUUUGAAGCUCAUGGUCCACUGGCCACACAUGCCACAUGAAGCGUGCAAGCUUGCCACAUGUUUUGUCUUGGCAUCUUGAAUCUUUAAAUUAUAUGCUGUAGAUGAUCCUGAAACAUAGUCAUGCAAUUGAUUUGUGAAUUCUUUAAAAUGUUUUUUUAAUUAUUAUUUUAAUUUAAAAGCAAAUGGAAAAUGUAUAUUUUGAUGAGCUAUGGUAUUUUUUUUGAACGUCAACUUAGAUUACUUAGCAGCGAGGCUAUAGCUGCUGAAUGCACUGAACCUUUAAAAUGUGAUCAUUUUUAUUUUUAUUUAGAUUUUUGAAUGCCAGUUUUAAAAGAUAAAUUUAG
Pogona vitticeps (central bearded dragon) is the source of this 1632-nucleotide messenger RNA. Lineage: Eukaryota; Metazoa; Chordata; Lepidosauria; Squamata; Agamidae. The record is from RefSeq and is a predicted model, not a curated record.